Molecule: messenger RNA, 786 nt
Organism: Seminavis robusta
Lineage: Eukaryota; Bacillariophyta; Bacillariophyceae; Naviculales; Naviculaceae
Source: the annotation of a GenBank genome assembly
AUGGGUACCAGCAGAAGCAAGAGGAGGAAGAAGCAGCAGAAGCAGCGCCAACAGCAACAGCAACAGCAACAGCAACAGCACCACCAACAGGAACUCCCACAGGCACACCAACUGGAACCACACAAACAUCUGGAACCACACCAACCACCACCAACCGCAACACCACCAGGUAGCACUGAACCACCACAAUCCACUCCUGUCAAGUCACCAGUGGAUCCACCCUCAGUUCACCGUCUACCUGUGGUUCCCCCACCAUCUUACCAACUCAGUGGAUCAUCUUUUGCAUCCUCCAACCUUGGCAAGCAUGAUACCACCAUGAUUAGCCAACAGCAAGCACAACUGGUGGAGGCACUGCACCAACAAAAGGAGGAGACCAUGGAGCGCCAGGCUGCUUUUGAGGCCAGGCUAUCCCAAAAACAACAGGACAUCAACCAGUCUAGUGUCUCCAUCCAUUGGUUGGUCCACACCUUGAUGGACCAAACCAACAAGCAACUUUGCCUCAUGGGUAUUGGAGGGAUCAUCCCUAUUCCUUCCAAUGCAUCUUCUUCAUUGUAUCACCAUCCUUAUGGUUUACUGCCCAUGCGACAAGGUGUGGAAGGAACCACUGUUUCUAUAGCACAUUCUCAAGGCAGUUCAGAAUCAAUUGUUUUGGGUUCAGGAUUGAUGAGUGUUGUUGAGGACCAUCCUGGUCCAUCCCCUCAGCCCCAAGUGGAUAUAGAUGUUGCCAUUCCACCUUGUGGCGAUGAAGUCAUUGACCAUUUUGAGGGUCCUCAAGGAGGAGGAUAA